Messenger RNA from Bradysia coprophila, 3060 nucleotides. RefSeq names its product histidine decarboxylase (gene Hdc). Gene Ontology annotation, biological process: histamine biosynthetic process; L-histidine catabolic process. The record is from RefSeq and is a predicted model, not a curated record. Gene Ontology annotation, molecular function: pyridoxal phosphate binding; histidine decarboxylase activity. NCBI's taxonomy places the organism in Eukaryota, Metazoa, Arthropoda, Insecta, Diptera, Sciaridae. Gene Ontology annotation, cellular component: cytoplasm.
CUCGACAAAUAACGUUUUCAGCUAACGAACCGAUAUCAACGAUGAACAUCGAAGAGUACCGCAGAAGAGGAAAGGAAAUGGUUGACUAUAUCGCAGACUAUUUGGAAAAUAUUCGAGACCGACGCGUCUUUCCGAAUGUAAAGCCUGGCUACAUGCGAAAUCUGUUGCCCGACUCGGCUCCGCUGGAAGGUGAAGAAUGGCAACACAUUUUUCUGGACGUGGAACGAGUCAUAAUGCCGGGUAUUACCCACUGGCAAAGUCCUCACAUGCAUGCGUACUUUCCUGCCACGAAUUCAUUUCCGUCGCUGUUAGGCGAUAUGCUAGCUGAUGCUGUGAACUGUCUAGGAUUUACGUGGGCAUCGUCACCGGCCUGCACAGAACUGGAAACCAUUGUGAUGAGUUGGUUGGGUAAAAUGAUUGGCCUGCCCGAUGUGUUUUUACAUACAAAUAGUGCGAGCAAGGGCGGUGGUGUUAUUCAGACAACGGCAUCCGAAGCAACAUUAGUUUGCCUACUAGCCGGACGUACUCAGGCAAUCCGUAGAUUUCAUGAACAUACGCCCGGAUUAUCGGAUGCAGAGAUUAAUGCACGUCUCGUUGCUUACUGCUCGGAUCAAGCGCAUUCGAGUGUGGAGAAAGCAGCGUUGAUCGGAUUGGUGCGAAUGAGAUACAUCGAGUCGGAUGAUAAUCUGUGUCUUCGGGGUGACGCACUUCGCGAAGCUAUUGUCAACGAUACCAAGUUGGGAUUGAUACCAUUUUGGGUUUGUGCUACACUCGGUACAACUGGUGGCUGUUCGUUCGAUAAUUUGGAUGAGGUCGGUUCCGUUUGUCUCGAUUUUAAGCUGUGGUUACACGUUGAUGCUGCUUAUGCGGGCAGUGCGUUUAUCUGUCCCGAGUAUCGUCGGUGGCUGAAGGGGAUUGAGAAAGCUGAUUCGAUCGCAUUUAAUCCGUCAAAGUGGCUAUUGGUUCAUUUCGAUUGUACGGCAUUGUGGGUUAAAAAUAGCGGCGCAUUACACAGAACAUUCAACGUUGAACCGCUGUAUCUACAGCACGAGAACUCGGGUCUUGCCAUCGAUUACAUGCACUGGCAAAUUCCGCUGAGUAAAAGGUUUCGUUCGCUGAAACUAUGGUUUGUCAUUCGAAAUUACGGGAUUAAGGGACUUCAGAAGCAUAUAAGAGAGGGCGUUCGCUUAGCACAAAAGUUCGAAGCACUAGUACUGGCCGAUAAUCGUUUCGAAAUUCCGUACGCUCGACACUUAGGCAUGGUAGUGUUCCGUAUCAAAGGUGACAAUGACCUUACGGAAAAGUUACUGAAACGGUUAAAUCAUCGGGGAAAUCUUCAUUGUGUGCCGGCGUCGUUGAAAGGGAAAUAUGUAAUCAGAUUCACCGUAACAUCUAUACGAACAACUAACGACGAUAUCAUCAAAGAUUGGGCGGAAAUUCGUUUGGUCACAACUGAAAUACUGAAGGAACUCAAUAUUCGCAUUGCUGACCGCGCUAAAGUCCCACUUAAAGAUACUCGGGAGAAGAACGAAGCAUUCGGUUCCAGUUUACUGUUGGCCAAUUCGCCCAUGUCGCCCAAGAUAGUCAACGGUUCAUUUGCUGCUAUUUUCGAUGCUGACGAAUUUUUGGCCAAAGCGUAUGCAGGAAUUCGGGCAACGAAUCAAAACUCACCAGCAAUGAGACGGAGGGUAAGGGGUAUUUUGAUGUCUGGCAAACAGUUUUCGCUCGAUUCGCGUAUGGAUCUGUAUGGAAUCGACACAAAUACGCUGAGCCAAGAAGACAGUGCGAACGGUAUGAUUGAAGAAAAUAAAUCGAUUAACGAAGAUGUUGAGGAUGCGUGGGAAGCUUAUGAACCAUUCGCCCACCUAACGAGAAUAUGCGCAGUGAAGCGCAGCAAACGUUCCCAAAGUACGGACGCUGUGGUUCCAGUCCACAAUAGAAACUGUUCGAAUAAAUCAUCUGCAUCGUGUUACACUGAAAAAAUGUUUAGCUUAAGUUCGUAUAAGAAUUGUGAAAGAAAUUGUCCGUCAUCCGAUCGGCCGUAUCGUCGGCGAUCAUUCAAUUCCAGUUUGCAUAGCAUCGAUGAGACUGACACCCUCGAUUUUCAGCGUUCACGCAAACGGGAACUGUCCACGUAUAAUGCCUACCCGGAAAAGCGGCUAUCCGAUCCACUACUUCACUGUGCAUUCAUCAACAAAGGAUUUGACGUUGAACUGAAUCGCAGACAGUUUUCCAUGUUCGACACCUUUUCCCCAGACUAUCGUCAAUCCAAUGCGUAUCCCAUACCAAAGGUCAAGGUACGAAUUUCCGAUGAAUGUGGCAACCGGAUCGACAAUUCGUUCGAUUCGCAAUCGGAUUCGAUUGUUGAUGACUGUUGGAACUUUGGUACGGCGAAAACUCGUAACGAUUGUCAGUAUGGUGAUGCAUUUAGCAUAGUUUGUGAUGAGGGUGUCUCGCGACAACCUGUGAAAAAAUGCGGUAAAUGUGGCCACAGAAAACCGUUGGAGACACAAUUUUCGACCACAUUCAGUUAGUUUAGUCUCCACACGUUAGGAGAAAUAAUUUUUGAAAUAAAGACAUCGGAGGCUUUUACAGUUUUUCUAAAUUGCAAUUUGUUGAAUUGCCCUACUGGGCCCUACUUUCGGGCUAAUUUUAGUGUCAGUCGGCAAAAUAUUUCUAUCACUUCUGUUAUCUUGCGCUAGAAGGGCUAGAACGAGGAUAGGCUUAGUGUAUAUCUCGGCGGAUCGCACAUCAUGGAAAGUCCAAAUUGGGUUGGGGUCAAAAUCAAGAAAUAAAAUUUUCGUUAGCGAGUUUGACAUGCAUGACAAGUUGUAAAUUUGACUAGCAAGACUCGCCCACGAAAAUUUUAUUUGUUAUGAAAUGUCAGGUUUUCCCGAACGAUGUAUGCGGGAAAAAAUUCAUUUCUUUACGAUUUAUCGUGUGAGAACGGUCUUGGUACGAAAAAUACUAUUUUCAAUUCUUCUCUUCAUUUGGCUGCAACGCCCCGCAUUUUGACACCAAUUUGGAUUUUCUACGAUGUGCUUUUGGAAUUUCAUUUCG